AUGGCUUCGUUUGAUGAUUUGGCCUUUGUGGGUUCGCCUCAGACUACAGCGGCUACGGCUAUGGAGCUCUUCUGUCGAGACUGUGACGAAGUGCCACAAGCCAUGACAAAUGACGGCAAGCGGUGCUUGGUCUGCGGCUGUGAGCUAGAGCUACAGCAGCCGACAUCAACGGAACAGAGCUCUCCUGGCUUUGUGUUGAACGGCUCUGAGAUGAAUGUGCAGGAGCUGCAGACUAUGGUGAUGCGUUUGCUGGAUCACAUUGGAGAAGAUUGGAACGGAGGGACCACGGGGGCGCGUCGACCGGCGUCUGACAAAGCUGUGAAAAAUUUGGGGUCUUUCGUUGCCGAUCAGGCAUCGACAAUUGAAGUGGCAGUCAUUGUGAAGGGCAUCAAGGGCGAGGUGAUCGCAAUUCCAGGAAACUUUGGGCCGUGCGAGCCACUUGAAGAGCGCAAUGUGAUCAUCGCGGAGCCGUUUGAUGGUGCCAAACCAUUUGAAAAUGCCAACGAGAUGAAGGAUAAGAUCGUGGUGAUGGCACGUGGUGGCUGCACAUUCGCGCGCAAGGUUCUCCGUGCACAAGCCGAGGGUGCUGCAGGCGUGAUCAUUAUCCAAACUGUCGAUGUGUGGCCAUACACAAUGACGGAUUCGACUGGUGAAAGCAAAGACGUGAAGAUUCCUGCGUUCAUGAUGAGUGCAAAGCAUGGCAAAGGCUUUAUCGAGUAUCUGCGUGGCAAAUGCAACGAGAGCGUUUUAGCCGACAUCGCCGUGCGAAAGGAUGCACGCGAGUGUGUUAUCUGUCAGGUGGAAAUGUCCAUUGGUAUGAAGGUCACGCGGAUGCCGUGCCAGCACAUGUUUCACACGGCAUGUCUGCACGAGUGGCUACGGAUUGGCAAUUCAUGUCCAAUUUGUCGCGUAGAGAUCGCUGCCAAACGCUCCACUUACAACAGUUCAUCAAGCUCUCAAAAUGCUCAACAACGUGGUGAUUUCGCAUGGAACGAGUGGUUUUCCUGA
Messenger RNA from Peronospora farinosa, 1008 nucleotides. The record is from the annotation of a GenBank genome assembly. Lineage: Eukaryota; Oomycota; Peronosporomycetes; Peronosporales; Peronosporaceae.